CCUUCGGAAUACAACAGGUUCGGUCGAAAUUCAAUAAAAUAUUUUUAAAAAAACGACCGAAUCAUUGUCUGUCUCUCUCUCUCUCUCUGUAAAUUUAUUUCUCGGGUUCCUUUCGCACAUAAUAAAUUGGGUAGCUUUAGUUUCAGUUGCUAAACCAGAGUGAUCACCUUCUGUUUUUUCUUCGCCGGAAAGUGAAGAUGAUGAAACCAAAGUACCUGCGGGGUUUAUGAGUUAGAAAGAAAAUUUCUUUUUCCGAUCGUUUCUGGGUUGAACAGAAAAUGACUUUGUUUACAGCCAAGAUGAAAUCUUUGAAGACCCAUCUCAUUUUUUGAUUGCUGGCUGAACUUGGCAUCAGCUUUGAAUUCAUCAGAAAUUCGCUACAAAUAAUGCAAUGUGGAUGAAGGUGGUGUUGGCAUUGAGAGUUGUAGUUCUUUUUACAGAAAGAGAAAGAGAUUGAUUUGGUUGUUUUUGUAAAAAUGCUUUAUUGAAUCUGGACCGUCCUUUUUUAACAGGAUAUAAAGAUCUGAUGGUGUUAGAUUGCAUUAAGCCAUUAACUAGCAAAUAAGGCUCUCUCUCUCUCUAUACAUUUUCACUUCAGAUUCGUGUACUUGGAAUUAUCCUCUCAUGGCUGUCUUCAUGAGAAAAUCAUCUAAAGUUAUUAACCAUCUAAAAUCCAAGAUGGGUUUGCUGGGUGUGAUCAACCUGCUGAGCCCUUCUACUUUAUUCCAUCAUCAAGAACUUUCAGUUGCAGCACCAAUUGCUCGAACUCUAAGAAACCCAGACGCAGAUUUGAGUAUCAAAGCAACCCUUUUCUCUUCUCAACGUUUCAAAUCGACAAAAGCCGACAAACAUUUGAAUUCUCUCAAUGAUGCUGAUGACAACAAGAUCUUGGAUUUUCCAGGAGGAAAGGUUAGUUUCACUCCUGAAAUGAGGUUCAUAUCUGAAUCCCCAGAGGAACGGACACGCUGCUACCGUGUCCUUGAUGAUGAAGGACAGCUGAUUAUUGGCAGCAAUGUUAUACAGGUCGGUGAGGAACUUGCUGUAAAGAUGUACACUGGCAUGAUUAUGCUUCAAACUAUGGACACACUCUUUUAUGAAGCACAAAGGCAAGGAAGAAUUUCAUUUUAUCUGACUACAAUUGGAGAAGAGGCCAUCAACAUUGCAACUGCAGCAGCGCUGACCAUUGAUGACUGUGUCUUCCCUCAGUACAGAGAACCAGGAGUGCUACUAUGGCGUGGCUUCACCCUACAAGAAUUUGCAAACCAGUGUUUCGGAAACAAAGCUGAUUAUGGAAAAGGCAGGCAGAUGCCCAUCCAUUACGGAUCUAAUAAGCACAAUUACUUUACCGUAUCAUCGACAAUUGCUACACAAAUUCCCCAUGCUGUUGGUGCUGCAUAUUCUUUGAAGAUGGAUAGAAAAAGAGCAUGUGCAGUCACGUAUUUUGGUGAUGGUGGCACAAGUGAGGGAGAUUUCCAUGCUGCGUUAAAUUUUGCUGCGGUUAUGGAGGCCCCGGUUAUAUUCAUCUGUCGGAACAAUGGAUGGGCUAUUAGUACCCCUACUUCAGACCAGUUUCGAAGUGAUGGUGUAGUUGUCAGAGGCCGAGCUUAUGGAGUCCGAAGCAUCCGCGUAGAUGGUAAUGAUGCACUUGCCAUUUAUAGUGCAGUUGAAGCUGCACGUGAAAUGGCAAUAAGUGAACACAGACCAAUCUUAAUUGAGGCAUUAACAUACAGAGUAGGACACCACUCCACAUCGGAUGAUUCCACCAAGUAUCGGCCAGCCGAUGAGAUUGAAUGGUGGAAAUUGGCUAGAGACCCUGUAACUAGAUUUAGAAAAUGGAUUGAAAGCAAUGGUUGGUGGAGCAGUGAGGCUGAGUCAAGCUUUAGAAGCAGCAUGAGAGAGAAGCUACUACAUGCAAUUCAGGUUGCAGAGAAAGUUGAGAAACCCCCAGUGGCGGACAUGUUCACAGAUGUAUAUGAUUUAACUCCAUCCAAUCUCCACGAGCAGGAGAAAUUGCUGAAAGAGACGAUCAGGAGACACCCACAGGAUUACCCAUCAGAUGUUCCUGCCUAGACUUGGACAUCUACGUAUUUAUACUUUUAAUAAAAGGUGAAUAUGUGAGCUUGUAUUAUCUGUCAUUACAGCCAUUGUAAUUGAAAGCAGAUCCGAAGCCUGCAGUUGCCAAGCGUAAAUACUGGUCUGUUGAUUCCA
This is a messenger RNA of Corylus avellana, 2208 nucleotides long. Its product is annotated as 2-oxoisovalerate dehydrogenase subunit alpha 2, mitochondrial. Gene Ontology annotation, molecular function: oxidoreductase activity, acting on the aldehyde or oxo group of donors, disulfide as acceptor. The record is from RefSeq and is a predicted model, not a curated record. Gene Ontology annotation, biological process: branched-chain amino acid catabolic process. Gene Ontology annotation, cellular component: oxoglutarate dehydrogenase complex. NCBI's taxonomy places the organism in Eukaryota, Viridiplantae, Streptophyta, Magnoliopsida, Fagales, Betulaceae.